GUGGCUAGUUUUCCAUUCCAUCCAUUCAUAGCGCAACCGCUCAUAACGUGCACUGACGCAUAGGCGAGAUAGGGAUCAGCGAGAUAGAGAGACAGAGAGAGGGUUGGAUUAGGGCACUGACAGCCACCUCAGUCAAACAGUUGAGAGACACACGGUCACAACCUGCUGAGGGGGCAAAACUAGCGGGACCGGAACGUCUAAAUCCAAUCCAGAUCACCUCUUAGCCGGUUAGGGAGAGAGGACUACCGACCACCUCGAGACCCCGCACUGAUUGAAAAGAGGGAAGAGUUGGAGAGUAAAACAAUCAGUUUAGAAAAAGAUGGAGCGCAAAAUCCCUGACUUCGCUGGUACCUGGAAGAUGAAGAACUCGGAGAACUUCGAGGAGCUUCUCAAAGCGCUGGGUGUGAACGUGAUGCUGCGUAAGAUAGCGGUGGCAGCAGCCUCCAAGCCGUCGGUGGAGAUCACCCAGGAGGGAGAGACUCUGUCCAUACGAACCUUCACCUCCGUCAGAACCACCCACGUCACCUUCACCGUGGGAGAGUCCUUCAACGAGGCCACGGUCGACGGACGCCCCUGCACGAGUCUUCCAAAGUGGGAGACAGACAGUAAGAUCAGCUGUGAGCAGACUCUGCAGAAAGGGGAGGGACCUAAGACCGCCUGGACCCGAGAGAUAACCAAUGACGGCGAGCUCAUCCUGACCAUGAGUGCGGACGAUGUGGUGUGCACCAGAGUCUACGUACGAGAGUGAAAGAGAAGACAACUCUUCAUCCUUCCAUCUCUCUCACCACUCACUCACUCACUCACUCACUCACUCACUCACUCACUCACUCACUCACUCACUCACUCCACAAACCCCCAGCCAGAAUGGGCAGGGUGAAAUCAGCUUGUAGAAUCUAGUUUAACUCCAGUAUAUCUGUCACAAAGCCAUGGGAUUGAACCCAGUCUAGUUGACCUAUAUCUAUUAAAGUCAGUCUUGCCAA
Molecule: messenger RNA, 980 nt
Organism: Oncorhynchus tshawytscha (Chinook salmon)
Lineage: Eukaryota; Metazoa; Chordata; Actinopteri; Salmoniformes; Salmonidae
Product: cellular retinoic acid-binding protein 2
Exons: 4
Coding region: 320-748 (142 amino acids)
Biological process (GO): fatty acid transport
Cellular component (GO): nucleus; cytosol
Molecular function (GO): fatty acid binding
Source: RefSeq, a predicted model, not a curated record